Tinamus guttatus (white-throated tinamou) is the source of this 556-nucleotide messenger RNA. Lineage: Eukaryota; Metazoa; Chordata; Aves; Tinamiformes; Tinamidae. The record is from RefSeq and is a predicted model, not a curated record.
GAGUAGUCUGCAUUAAUUUUCAGAGUAAUCAGCCAAAAUGACGAACACAAAGGGGAAGAGGAGGGGGACGCGUUACAUGUUUUCAAGGCCAUUCCGCAAGCAUGGCGUUGUCCCUCUGGCCACCUACAUGCGCAUCUACAAGAAGGGCGAUAUUGUUGACAUCAAGGUACCGUCCGCGGUGCAGUGUAAUCAUUUCCAGUUCCUGCUUAAACGCAUGCUCUGGGUAUAUAACGUUACUCAGCAUGCUGUGGGCAUUAUUGUGAACAAGAAGGUUAAGGGCAAGAUUCUUGCCAAGAGAAUUAAUGUGCGUAUUGAGCAUAUUAAACAUUCAAAGAGCAGGGACAGCUUCCUGCAGCGUGUGAAGGAGAAUGAAAAGAAGAAAAAGGAAGCAAAAGAAAAAGGCAUCUGGGUUCAGCUGAAACGUCAGCCUGCUCCCCCAAGGGAAGCACACUUUGUGAGAACCAAUGGCAAGGAGCCAGAGCUGCUGGAGCCUAUUCCAUAUGAAUUCAUGGCAUAAUGUAUGUUUUAAACUAAAUUAAAAGUCUGGUUUUGGACA